Oncorhynchus mykiss (rainbow trout) is the source of this 2754-nucleotide messenger RNA. RefSeq names its product coenzyme Q9 homolog (S. cerevisiae) (gene coq9). Gene Ontology annotation, biological process: ubiquinone biosynthetic process. The record is from RefSeq and is a predicted model, not a curated record. Gene Ontology annotation, cellular component: mitochondrial inner membrane. Gene Ontology annotation, molecular function: lipid binding. Lineage: Eukaryota; Metazoa; Chordata; Actinopteri; Salmoniformes; Salmonidae.
GAGUCGCGUAAAAAUGACGCGUCUGACAUCUUCAAAAAACAGUUCGUAGCUAGAUAUGGCGGCGCUGCUACAAGGACUUCGAGUUGGAAGAGCCCUUCGAUGUCUUGGCAGCGUGGUGGUUCCAAAAACAUCCAGUCCCCAGUGUAAUGGCCUGAGACGAGGCUUGCACGGUGCUGCACUUCGGCUUCAGGAGGACAAGGAUAAGUCCAUCCCAGUCCCUACAUCCUCCACCGCAUCCCCGACUACAACUUUCCACGAACAUUAUCAAGCUCACCCAUCUGAACAUGACACAGCCACGUCAGCGCAGGAAGCUGCUACUGCUGAGGAGGCUCCCCAGCCCAACAUCAGUUAUGUAGACCAGAGUGGAGAACAAGGAGAAGACUAUGAAACAGAGGAGCAACUGCAAGUGCGCAUCCUUAAUGCUGCGCUGGACUUUGUGCCACUACAUGGUUGGACUGUUGAAGCCAUUUCAGCAGGAGCUGAGACCCUGGGUCUCUCAGCAGCCUCCAGUGGAAUGUUCCAGAAUGGGGCAGGGGACCUGGUCCUGCACUUCAUAGCUCAGUCCAAUACCCAGCUAACAAAGCAACUGGCAGAGCAUCACAAUCAGGUCCAACUUGGUCAGGCAGAACCAAAGAAAACUGCAGAGUUUCUUAGGGAUGCAGUGGAAACCAGAUUGAGGAUGUUGACCCCAUACAUAAAUAAUUGGCCACAGGCUUUGAGUAUUCUGUUUCUGCCACACAACAUACCAAACAGUCUGAAGCACCUCUCCACCCUGGUGGAUGAUAUCUGGUACUAUGCUGGAGACCGCUCCACAGAUUUGAACUGGUAUACAAAACGAGCUGCACUGACCGGGAUCUAUAACACCACAGAGCUGGUGAUGGUACAGGACUCCUCAGAAGACUUCCAGGACACCUGGAACUUCCUUGACAACCGCAUACAGGAUAUUGUCAACAUGGCCGACACCACCAAACGGGUGGCAUCCACAGGAGAAGCAGUGGUGCAGGGGCUUAUGGGAGCUGCUGUUACGCUGAAAAAUCUAACUGGAAUUAACCAGAGACGGUGAAACAAGAUGGCUAUUUCUGUUCCACCAUCCCCUCUAAUCUCUGCCAGUCAGGAGUUUGUGUUUCAAUUGGUUUUCCCUCAUACCCACUCCUAUCCCUUUUGUAUAAAGGACACAAAAAUGUGAUUGUAUUUGAAACAUUUUUUGUUCGGCUCCAUUGAGAGUUCAUAAAUAAAUUACAGAUUAAUUACAACAGAACAAUUUUCUAUUUGUUUUUCACCCAAAUUGAUUUAGGAUGAGGACAAAGCAUAAUCGGAAAGUGUCAACUAAGAAACAAAUCUUUAUUAGAUAUAUACUGUGUGUAUUAACACCUAUCUCUAGGAGUUCCUACAAUGCGUUAACAACACUGCAUGGAUUUUAUCUUGGUGCAAUUUUUUUUAAAUUUAGAACAUAUUUCUGGACGUCACGGGGUGUGACCCGGAUGUUAAAAAGAACCCGCCCACCACGACUGACCAAUCAGACUUUUGAUUUAUUUCGGCCAAUAAGCGGUAAGCAAUUUGAGGCCUUCCCGGUGGCGUUGUUUAGACCGACAAGACGUGUAAACUUUAAUGUAAAUUGCUUUUCUUAUACGUUAACCAUGCCGUAUGCAAACCAGCCAAUAGUGAAGAUCACAGAACUGACGGAUGAGAAUGUUAAAUUUGUCAUUGAGAACACCGACCUGUCGGUUGCGAAUUCCAUCCGACGUGUCUUUAUGUCAGAAGUUGCAACAAUAGCUAUUGAUUGGAUUCAAAUUGAUGCAAAUUCUUCUGUGAUCCACGACGAGUUUAUUGCUCACAGAGUGGGUCUUAUUCCCCUUACCAGUGAUGAUGUUGUGGACAAGAUGCAGUACUCCAGAGACUGUACAUGUGACGAUUUCUGCCCAGAAUGCUCUGUUGAACUGACACUGGACGUUCGCUGCACAGAGGACCAGACCCGCCAUGUGACCUCACGAGACCUGCUGUCCAACCACCCUCGAGUCAUUCCUGUGACCUCCAAGAGUCGAGACAAUGAUCCCAAUGACUAUGUUGAACAGGAUGACAUUUUGCUGGUGAAGCUUAGGAAGGGUCAGGAGCUGCGUCUCAGAGCUUAUGCCAAAAAGGGUUUUGGCAAGGAGCAUGCCAAGUGGAACCCUACAGCAGGGGUGUCCUUUGAGUAUGACCCAGACAAUGCACUGAGGCACACUGUUUAUCCACGGCCAGAGGAAUGGCCAAAGAGUGAAUACUCAGAGAUUGAGGAGGAUGAGGUGCAAGCACCCUUUGACCCCAAUGGCAAACCUGAGAGGUUCUAUUACAACGUGGAGACGUGUGGCUCACUGCGACCGGAGACCAUCGUCAUGUCUGCUCUGGCAGUGCUGAAAAAGAAACUGAGUGAUUUACAGACCCAGCUGAGCCAUGAAAUCCAGAGUGAUGUCCUCACGAUCAACUGAGUCCUGCAGUUUUAGCCAGUUCUACACUGCUCACAGAGAUCAGAAGCAGACCCAGUUCCAAAUGAUGGAUUUAUUUGAUGGUAGCAAAUUUGUGAUAUUGGCAGGAGAAAUGUUGAUCCAACCAUUUCAGCUCACCUACUGAUAUCAUCUGUUGUUUCUACAUCAUCACCAUAUUGUUUUGUCUACAUCUCUGCUUUGUAGAAGUUGUUUGCAGGAUUAUUUUUUUUAAAAUUGUAUAUUGUGGAAUUAACUUUUUCUUUUUUUUCCAAUAAACCCCCAUUUUCAUCCA